This is a messenger RNA of Nilaparvata lugens (brown planthopper), 1791 nucleotides long. RefSeq names its product UTP--glucose-1-phosphate uridylyltransferase (gene UGP). The transcript is spliced from 10 exons. Gene Ontology annotation, cellular component: cytoplasm. The record is from RefSeq and is a predicted model, not a curated record. Gene Ontology annotation, molecular function: UTP:glucose-1-phosphate uridylyltransferase activity. Gene Ontology annotation, biological process: glycogen metabolic process; UDP-alpha-D-glucose metabolic process. Lineage: Eukaryota; Metazoa; Arthropoda; Insecta; Hemiptera; Delphacidae.
GUAAUAAUCAUGAAGAUGGAUGGUGCUGGUACUUUGUACAAUCUCAUAUUUGGUUCUGACUUUGUAAAUUCUGGUGACGAUGAAGUGCGUGGGCAUCAGAGAGCUCCGUCGGGUUCGCGCGAAUUCAAAGAGGUGAUGAAGCGAGAUGCGCUGAUUCGCCUGCAGGGCGAACUGGACCAGAUCGUGAGUUCGGCGCCGGACGCAGCCCGCGAAGUCGUCAGCAAGCAGAUGAAUGGCUUCUCGCGGCUCUUCGACCGCUUCCUGCGUGAGACCGGGCCCUCCGUCUACUGGGACCAGAUCCAGAAGCUGCCCGAAGGAGCUGUGCGCAACUAUGGAACCCUCCCAGAGCCGACGACCGAGCACAUCCACGAAAUGCUGGACAAGCUGAUAGUGGUGAAGCUGAAUGGAGGUCUGGGCACUUCGAUGGGCUGCCAUGGUCCCAAGUCGGUCAUCCCAGUGCGCAGCGACCUCACCUUCCUCGAUCUCACUGUACAGCAGCUCGAACACCUGAAUAAAACUUACAAAGCGAAUGUGCCGCUAGUGCUGAUGAACUCGUUCAACACCGACGAGGACACUCAGAAAAUCAUCCGCAAAUACAAAGGACUUCAAGUGGAAAUCUACACUUUCAACCAGAGCUGCUUCCCUCGUGUCGCCAAGGAAACUCUUCUACCAGUCUCUCACACCUUCAACAUCGAUUCAAAAUUAGAAGCGUGGUACCCUCCUGGGCACGGUGACUUCUACGACAGCUUCCAUUGUUCCGGUCUCCUUGAAAAAUUCAUUCAACAGGGAAGAGAAUACUGCUUCAUCUCCAACAUCGACAACCUGGGAGCCACAGUUGACCUCAAUAUUCUCAACCUCUUGUUGGACGAAAAAAGCAAACAACCAGAGUUCGUUAUGGAAGUUACUGACAAAACAAAGGCUGACGUUAAGGUGUGUCUUAUUAUCCAGUCUUAUUCUGAAUAAAUUCUAGACUUGUAAAAUGUUUUGCCUUCUCCAAUGUGUUGGUAUGAUAAAUAUAAGCAGUACUAGUGAAUAGAGCAGUUUAAGUUUAUGUUGUUUGCAGCAAUCCAGAGAGUAAUUGACCAAGGCUCAUUAAAUAUGGAAGUCAUUGUGAAUCACAAAAGUCUUGAAAACAAUUUGAAUGUCAUCCAGCUGGAAACAGCGGUUGGAGCAGCUAUGAAAUGCUUCAAUAAUGGUUUUGGUAUCAAUGUUCCUCGAAGUAGAUUUUUGCCAGUGAAGAAGACAUCCGAUUUGAUGCUUGUCAUGAGCAACCUGUACAGUCUGAAAAGUGGCUCAUUGAUAAUGAGUCCUCAACGUAUGUUCCCCACCACUCCUCACGUCAAGCUGGGAGAUAACCAUUUCUCAAAGGUUCGAGACUUCCUCUCAAGGUUUGCCAACAUCCCAGACAUUUUAGAACUGGACCAUUUGACUGUAUCCGGCGAUGUAACCUUUGGAAAGAAUGUCUCGUUGAGGGGAACUGUGAUAAUAAUCGCCAAUCAUGGUGACAGAAUAGAUAUUCCAUCAGGAGCAAUUUUAGAAAACAAAAUAGUCUCUGGAAAUCUUCGAAUUUUGGAUCACUGAAAUUUGUCAGUGCUUUAAGAAAUAUUUUAUUUAUAAAGUCAUUGUGUGUGGCACAAAGUGUUAGUCAUUUUAAUUGUUAUAAAAAGUAUAUAAUUGUUAUUAAAAAUUAUGUUAACUAAAAUGUCUAGAUAAGUCAUCAAUAAUCUGUACUUGUUUGCUUGUGUAUAGGUAUGUGCCUCUUUUAGUAAAUGUUAAUGCUUUCAUAUAAAA